AUGUCAACUUUCAUGCGCACAUCUCCCACUCAAUGGUUCACUGUGCGCUGCUCAAUGUGUUUUCUCUGUGUCUUAUUUCAUGUCUCUCCUGCGGCUAGAUUCGGUGCGAGGAUUUUUGCUCAAUGUGUUUUCUCUGUGUCUUGUUUCAUGUCUCUCCCACGGCUAGAUUCGGUGCGAGGAUUUUUGCUCAAUGUUCUAGUGUUUCCUCUGUAUCUUUUGAUGUCUCUCUGGUUCUGGGGGCUUAUAUCUGCGGUGCAUACCACUUGUGAGUGGUUCCCACUGUUGAAUCUGGGGGCUUCUAUUUGCGGUGCAUACCACUUAUUUUCUUCAGAGUGUAUGGCUUCGGUGAGGAGGGGCCCCCUCAUCGAAGUCGUGCACUUCCCUAAUUUUUUCUUCAUGUGGUUUGCGUUAUGA
Molecule: messenger RNA, 414 nt
Organism: Suillus plorans
Lineage: Eukaryota; Fungi; Basidiomycota; Agaricomycetes; Boletales; Suillaceae
Exons: 10
Coding region: 1-414 (137 amino acids)
Source: RefSeq, a predicted model, not a curated record